UGUAUAAGCAGGCUAAAGCUCCAAAUGUCAAUGGCAAUGGGAGAACUCUUGACAUUUUCUCAAUCCUCUUUACUUCUACUGCCUAAGUGUCAGCUCCAACAUUCUCUGCGAGCAUGGAAUCCCGCUGCACAGAAUCUAGCAUCAACAUUAGCAGUUUCCUCUGGGCAUUUCUUAGCAACGAAGUUAGUGUUAUCUCCAAUUAAGUGUGUACCAAAAAAACACGUUUUUGGGGGGAUUAGAGCAACUGUCAUCUCAGAUUCUAAAAUGCCUACUACUUUCACAGUCGAUUCAGCUGGGGAAGGGGUUGAUGUGCUACCAGACACUGGAGGGGGUGGAAAUGACUUUGGCAAUGCAAGUGGUAAAGGAGGAGGUGGUGGUGGAGGCAAUAAUGGGGGUGAUAGUAACGAUAGCAAUGAGAGUGAAGGGGAUUCAGGUGAAAGCAAGGAUGAAAACCUUGGGAGCAGCAAGAAGACUGCACUUUCCAUGUCUCAAAAGUUAACAUUAGUCUAUGCUUUCUUGGUAGGAGCAGGUGGACUCAUGGGCUAUUUGAAAAGUGGCAGUCAGAAGUCAUUGAUUUCUGGUGGACUAGCAGCCUCGCUACUGUAUUAUGUCUACACAGCUCUUCCUACAAAACCUGUUUUUGCUUCAUCCCUUGGUUUUGGGUUGUCUGCUGCUCUCUUGGGAGUGAUGGGUUCUCGCUUUAAAAGAUCAGGAAAGAUUUUUCCAGCUGGUAUUGUCUCGCUUGUGUCCCUUAUCAUGACUGGGGGCUAUUUGCACGGAAUAAUGCGCACUGCACACUAAUGAUGUUUAAGAUGCAUAAACUUGUUAGGUUUUCCUUAUGUUUUGCUUGUUGCGAGGUUUGUGAUCUAUGACCGUAUUUGUUACCAUCUUGUUCAGGUACUUAAUGUUUACUUUUCUGCAAGAGUUUUAAUGUUUGAUUCUGGUUGGAUUACCUUAUAAUCUCCAGAAGAGCAGACGUUAGUUUCUUUUACCUUAGAAGGGAGUAGAUUUAGGUUCACAAGUGGGAAAUCCCUGCUGUUUCAAGGGAAGGGGGAAGUUGGAUUUGCAGGUUACUUUGGUCGAUCACUUGCCCUUGAAGCAGAAACUUUCAAAAUUAUUUUGAAGUGCUUGUCA
Molecule: messenger RNA, 1134 nt
Organism: Coffea eugenioides
Lineage: Eukaryota; Viridiplantae; Streptophyta; Magnoliopsida; Gentianales; Rubiaceae
Product: protein FATTY ACID EXPORT 2, chloroplastic-like
Exons: 1
Coding region: 25-801 (258 amino acids)
Cellular component (GO): membrane
Source: RefSeq, a predicted model, not a curated record